Molecule: messenger RNA, 3407 nt
Organism: Spirodela intermedia
Lineage: Eukaryota; Viridiplantae; Streptophyta; Magnoliopsida; Alismatales; Araceae
Source: the annotation of a GenBank genome assembly
AUGGAGGAAGAGCAGCAGUUGCAGAGACCCUCGCCCAGCGGGGCAUCGGAGGAGGAAGAAGAAUCUGAAGCCAUCGAACUGGUUCUCUUCCACGUCAACGAAUGUUACGUCUACCUGGUAAGCGUGUGGCCGCCGGGUACUUGAAUCUCUCUCACCUGCUGGUGCAUCUUGACGGGGAAUUUGGGAUCUUCUGAUGCAGUAUACUACAGACCGCUGUGAUAAUUGCAUCGUAUCCAUGCUCCUGCCGCUAACUAUAUUCUCCUUGUCUGUGUUUGUACAGAUACCUCCCAGGAUGAGCGCGGCUUCUUACAGGUCAGGCCGAAUAGCCUGCUCCCGCCGUCUUUGUUAAUGGAAAAGACCCUCGGGCACUUGAUAAGCGUACUCGCUUAAUUUCACUCGCAAUAUCGCUCUCUGUAUUGCCAACCAUAUUCACAGCUUCGAAAAAAUAUCCUUUUGAUCGAAAGAAUGCUGGGGAGUUUUCGAAAGGAUAGAUACAGGAAUUGGGCGAUCUGGUCUAUUUGCUUUCCUAAACCAUUUUUUUAUUAAGGGUACAUGGCAGAUCUGGUAUAUAUUUUGUUCUCUGGGUGUCAUCAGGGAAAUGUCUGAGACUACAUAUUCCUUGCACCUUGACAUUUCACUACAAGUAAAGGCAAUUGCGAAUAGAAAAAACUAUAAAAAUAGAUAAUAGUGAAGAGAAAAUUCUAGAGUCUAUUUCCAAAAGAGAGGACAAGAAUGCCGCACUUUUUUCAAAGCAUGUUGUGAUCACUGUGGCCCCUUCUGAAGGCGUAUCUGAAGCACAUAGGGACUCGUGAUUAUUUUUUUUUCUAGCACCAUGCUUUUCUGUCCAAUGUAAUUUAGGCAUACCCAUGGUUCAAUACUAGGAAAUCGUCAGUGUAACACUUUUGGCCAAAUGACCUUGAUUUUUUGUAUUUUUCUUCUCUGCUAUUGAAAGCUAUUCGGUGCAGUUGAUUGUUGCCUGAGACUGUUCAGUAGGGUAGUCUUUUGUCAUACGAUAUCAUCUGAGUUGAAAAUUUUCAUAAAAUUAGGCCAAGGUUAUAAUCGAAUGUGUACGUGAUAUUUUGUUUCUUGAACGCAGACAGUAUAAAAGCAUAUAAGGUGAAACCAUUUGUUUUAAUUGAGAGCAUUCUCCCUGACUAAAAAUAAUAAACACAAGCCCUAUAAAAGGGAGGGAUAAAAACUAGAACAGUUUUAAGUUUAAACAAGAAUAAUCGAUAAUCAUGUCAAUAUCCCUUCACAUAAUGAUUUAGAGAAUGUGGAUGGCUGCUGGGUGCUCUUUGAAUUUUAUUCAAUCAAUAACUGUUCAUUGUUCCUGCAUAAUUUUUUGCUCCAUGUAGGCUUAAUAAAUCUUAAAAUAUUCCAAGCGAGGGAAUGACACCUUCAUAUCAUUCUCAGCAUUUGUUUACUUCCUUUUGACAGUGCCAGAAUAGAGGGUUGGGUCGUCCGCAUUGUUCAUUGGGAGGAACUCUAUCCUAAUUAAUUUUUUAAGUAUAUUUGUUUCUGACUGAUUUCUUUCAUGUUCGAUUGUGACGGGUAUUUUUCCAAUCAAAACAAUUAUUCAAGACUUCGUGAUGACCAAUACGAUGUAUUUUUCAGAGCUGAUGAAUGGAAUGUCAACAAAUGGGUUUGGGAGGGAUCUCUUAAAGUUGUAAGCAGAGGGGAGGAAUGCAUCAUUAAGCUCGAAGAUAAGAACACAGGUGGUCAUCUACCAAAAAAAAUUUCUUCUCUUUUUUAAUCGUCCUUAAUCCUCAAAGAAUAUGACCGUGAAAUUUGGCCCUUGCUGGCCAAAAGUAUAAACUGGACACAACGGCUGAGAUACCACGUAUGUACUCCAAAACAUAAUCAAACGUUAUUUCUUCUCGACAUCUUUAUAACCUCAAAAAUUCUCAUCUAAUAUCUUCUAUCAUGAAAUUCUGAACUUAGCUAGCUGAUCAUCCGACAUCUUUGAAGCAGGGGAGCUUUAUGCUCGUGCAUUUCUUAGAAAGGGAGAGCCCCACCCCGUAGAGCCUGUAAUUGAUAGCAGCAGGUUUGGCUGAUGACGCUUGUGAAGUCUACUAUCCUUUUUAUUAUAAUUCUUUUUUUUUUCAACAUUUCAAGUAUCUACUGUUGACUCUCCUACCUUUCUGUUUGAUGAUUCUACAGGUAUUUUGUCUUGAGGAUUGAAGAGAACCUGGGUAAUUUUUUUACCCUUUUUUUAAUUUGAUGUUACAGUUUUGUUAAGAAAAAAAAUGAUGUUUCAAGGACGACACAGCUUUUAUGGAAUCGGCGAAAGUGAUUUAAGAAAUGUUAUUUCGGAUGAGUUGAUCAGAAAGUAUAUAGAGGAAUUCUUUUAGCACUAAAUCUUUCAUGUAAAUUUAUUUUUAAUUGUGAUGCAAUAAACAAAGAAAGUCAUGCAGAUGAUGCGCUAAGUGAUUAAUGGAAAAAGCAAAUAUUAGAGCAUCAUAUCUGUCGAGGAAAGGGUUUGCUAGUGCCUAGUGCCAGUGUUGAAUGAGAGAUUAAAUGCUGUGUGAGGGAGACGACGAAGGCCAUUCUGGGUUGCCGGGCCUAGUAGUUGAAGUGCUUUAGAAAUCCGCUAGUCGCAUUUCUUGGAUCUGUUGUCUUCCAUUAUAUAUGAGUAAAACUCUCUCUCAUCAUGCUUUUGCAAUUUCUUGCAGGUGGCCGUCUUCGUCAUGCAUUCAUUGGCAUAGGCUUUCGAGAAAGAUCCCAAGCUUAUGAUUUCCAGGCUGCUCUGCAUGACCAUAUGAAGUAUCCUUUUCCUAUCUACCUUCUUUUGCCUGGAGAGAGUUCUUACCCGGUACAGAAGAUGGCCGGGUGGUCUAGUUUAGAAUCAUUAAUGCAAUAGAGUCUUUCAUUCUAGUUGUAUCUCCCUGUUCCUCCUUUACAUACCUGAAGAUACCUAGAUAAAAAGAAGACAGCAGAGGAGAUGGAGCAGCAUUUCCAGUCAAACCCCUCCGUUGACUAUAGUCUAAGGGAAGGGGAGACCCUGGUACUUCAAAUAAAAAAUGUAAGAUUCAUCUCAAAUGUUUGCCAUUAGAAACGAAAAUUAGUUGUAGACAGCUGCAUUUUAUUACUUGCCCAGUGUUUAAAUGCUAGGGAACGCACAACUCUGUAAACGUUUUCUUUGUGUGAGACAGAAGGGGAAUCGAAGCCCAAAAUCCACCAUCUCUGAGGCUAUCAACAGCCUCUCCCUGGAAGAAAGCUCCACAAGCAAGCCGGCCUCAGUUUCUCUCAAACCUCCGCCACCUCCACCUGCACCUGUCUCUCCCGUCGGUACCAGUGAGAAGCCUAAUUCAACAGUGGACCCUCACCCCAAGGAACCAUCCCCAGGGCAAAAGAGUGAGGCAGAUGCAGUAGAAGACGACUUUGGAGAUUUUCAAGCGGCUGCUUGA